AUGAACGAGAAGGAUCUCGAUAAGAUGACUGACGAUGAUCAAGUCGAAAAUCUUUGGAUAGAGGCGUUUGGAUCAGUAGACUCGGAUGAAAAUCUGGAAGCUCCGCCUCAUGGGGCGAAUAGCGCGCCUUCGACGUCGCCCCCGCCAGUAACUAGGAACCAGAAAUUCUAUUUUGAUGACGAUAUGAUGAUCUUCAUUGUCGGGAGGGAACUCUUCCGUAUCCAUCGCUACUUCCUCGCACGAGAAUCAGAGUUUUUCCGCACAAUGUUUAGCUGCCCUCCAGGCACCGAAGGUCCUGAAGGCAUUAGUGAUGAUAAACCAAUCCCAAUUGGUGCUGGGGCGACCCGCGAAGAGUUUGAAUGCGUGCUUGACUAUAUUUUUCAUCGACGGUAG
This is a messenger RNA of Guyanagaster necrorhizus, 393 nucleotides long. RefSeq lists its product as uncharacterized. Bases 1 to 393 code for a protein of 130 amino acids. The transcript is spliced from 2 exons. NCBI's taxonomy places the organism in Eukaryota, Fungi, Basidiomycota, Agaricomycetes, Agaricales, Physalacriaceae. Gene Ontology annotation, molecular function: protein binding. The record is from RefSeq and is a predicted model, not a curated record.